Neoarius graeffei (lesser salmon catfish) is the source of this 2786-nucleotide messenger RNA. It is a transcript of the gene fgf24, whose product is annotated as fibroblast growth factor 24. The coding region runs from base 657 to 1283 and encodes 208 amino acids. Gene Ontology annotation, cellular component: cytoplasm. The record is from RefSeq and is a predicted model, not a curated record. Lineage: Eukaryota; Metazoa; Chordata; Actinopteri; Siluriformes; Ariidae. Gene Ontology annotation, molecular function: type 2 fibroblast growth factor receptor binding; growth factor activity; type 1 fibroblast growth factor receptor binding. The transcript is spliced from 5 exons. Gene Ontology annotation, biological process: positive regulation of cell population proliferation; positive regulation of protein phosphorylation; dorsal/ventral pattern formation.
CCGAGCCUCUGCGGCACAUGAACCGCUGACACGCGCUCCGGAUUGUUACUCACUCCGUCUGCACGCGCUUUUUUAUACCGGAUAACAGUUUAAUCCGAACUCAUUUCGGUAUAUACAUAUGUGUUUUGUUUUGCCGCAACUUAUUCCUCAUCCCCCUGAGCAACUUUUUCUUUUCUGACCUCCGCAACAACCGGACAUGGAAAGUUACCCUUGACCCAUGCUGAGGUGGACUUUACCGGCAGGUACGAGCGGAAUUGAACUUCUUCGUCUGAAUACCGGACCGACACUCCCUAGGCGUGAAAAAAAGCGCGCCUGUGGAAUUUGGAGUCAGCGCGGAAGAGCCCCAUCCCGCGUGCAAAUUGAAUCUUUCCGCGCUCGGAGCGAGAGAACGGCGUGCGCGCGCAGCGGAGCCAAACCGCAAAGCGUGCGGGAACUCGGAGGAAGGGGAGGAAACGGACGCAGAUCCGACCGGUUGUUCCCAUUCAGACCAGGCAAAUUGAGGAAGAGCCUGAUGUGGCUCCCAGCGGCACAGCUGUACUGCACUGAUCUCUCGUGUCACUGGGAGCGCGAGUCUCCCCCGGGAUUUUGCGCGUGAGGCCUCGGCGCAGUGUUUAGACUGGACCGGCGGGUGCUGGGAACAGGUGGAUCUGACCAAGAUGUCCGUGCUGCCUUCAAGGUUCAGCUACGUGUGUUUACAUUUUCUGGUCCUCUACUUCCAGUUACAGGAGUCGCACCAGAGUUCUGCAGACUUCCGCAUCUACAUUGAGAACCACACACGUGAUGACGUGAGUCGGAAACAGGUGCGGAUAUACCAGCUGUACAGCCGGACAACAGGGAAGCAUGUGCAGAUCCUUGGCAAGAAGAUCAAUGCUAACGGAGACGAUGGGGGCAAGUACGCUCUCCUCGUUGUUGAGACAGAGACAUUUGGGAGUCAUGUUCGAAUAAAAGGAAAAGAAAGUGGCUACUAUAUCUGCAUGAACAAGAAUGGCAAAAUCAUUGGCAAGCUCAAUGGGAGUAACCCAGAGUGUGUGUUCGUGGAGGAGUUCUUGGAAAACAACUACACAGCGUUAGUGUCUGCCAUGUACAAAGGCUGGUAUCUGGGCUUCAACCGCAGAGGCCGGCCCAAGAAAGGCUCACAGACCACACAGACACAGCAGGAAGUGCAUUUCAUGAAACGUGACCCGAAGGGCAAGGUGGACCCUCAGGAGGAGUUCCGUUUCACCACUGUAACGAAACGGACACGUAGGGCACGACGCUUAAGGUCAAACCACAAAACAAACUGAAGGGACAUGGACCAAGCAUGCACUCUUCCUUUACAGACAUCUCAAACUUCUUGCCUUAAAAAAAGCAUAAAGGUUAUUGUGAUUAAGCAACAGGAGAGGAAAACUGAAAGAUGGCUACAGGAUGAAAAAAAAAAAGACAAAAAGCUUAAAAAAGUUCAAAGAUGUUUUAUUUUUAUAUUUUCAGAUCUCUGAGUCUUUCUUAGGUAUUGAAUGUCUCUGGGUUAUCAUUAAUGUUAUAUUGUGUCUGUUACUCUCUGUUAUUUAUAUUGGACAAACUAUGGAUGACAAAAAAGGAACUGUGGUCACCCACUUUGACGAGUUUACAGCAGCAGGCAUCCUGUUGAAAAGGAGAAAUUUGACUCCAAUAACCAAGAAAAACUUCUGUAUUUCAUUUUGAAUUAGCCCAAACAACAAGGAUCCGUUUUUGUUUUUUUUUGUUGUUCCUGCUGGAAUGGGCUAUCAUUUAAAUGCAAGAGGAGCGUGAUAACGGGGUCACAUGGCAGGACUCUGUACCAGCUUCAACACAGGCCAACACUAGCUUUGAGUGCAAUAUUUUGAAGGGCCUUCCAUGAAGCAUCUCAUUGCCUUCAUUUCUGGUCAGUGAUUUUUCGGUGAGAAGUCUGAGUGUUCUCUCUUGGCCUGUCUGCGUGUGAAGUGUGCUUAAUCACACCCAGCAAUUGUAUGAUUCCUUUUACAUUUUUGUGCAACCUGUGAUUCAGCAGAGCACAACAUGCUUUGACUAGCCAGGCAUCAGCAUCUGCUAUGGCGGUAGUGCUUGUUAAAACAAAUGAAGAGAAGCUUGGAGUUGAAGGGACUCAAAGAGCAUAACAUGAUGAUUUGAUGAGAACCUUUUGACCUUUCUUAUUGUAUGUUGGUGCAAGAUUUACAAGAAUGCACUGUAGUGACAGUGGGCCUGAUCUCAAACACUAGCACACACAUAUGUACUUCCUUUUUUUAUUGCAAAGUGCUAUGGGAAUUCAUCGUACUAUACAGUAGUUUCUGAAGAAUUACCACAAAAUCUGUUAUAAGCCUAAUGCCCCCCCCCACCACCAAUUUCAUAUGCUGUUCUCAGAGCCAGUAAAAUGGUCACUUCUUUAAAUCUUCCACUCUGUAGGAAUACAUAUUAGGUUAUGCCGCAUUCCAGAUUUCCAUUUGUAAACUCCUUCUAUGAUGGUUUAGACAACAUUGCGCUGUAUAUGUACUUAUGUCCACUAAGGCUUUAUACCUGACCAUUCUGAAUUGAGCUACAACAGGGAAGGUAGAACACCUUUCACUAAACUCACCUGUGCUAAGGGCUAAGGUUUACCCUUCACAUGGGUGUCGCUGUAGUGUAAACAAAUCUAUAUACUCCUUUGUCACAUGACAGGUUUUGUAAGAGAUACUACUAACAAACAUGCCACAUGUAUGGUCUAGAAAAAAAAGUAUGCAAAAAAAUAAUAAUUUUAUGACUAUUAUAAAAAAUAUUUAUUGCCUUUCUCUGUAAAUACAACCUGAUGAAUUUAU